AUGUUGAACAAAACAAGGAGAAUUUUUUUUAGUACAGCAAAAAAUAGCAAUUUAUAUUUAUCUCUAUCUUCAUCAAGUGAAUCUAUAUUUAGAAGUCAAAUCAUAAAACGAGCUUCUUUCCCAGGAAUUGAAGGAUAUUUUACUAUAACAAACAAUCAUAGUCCUCUAGUUACAUUAUUAAGAAAUGGAAUAAUAACUGUUGAAUUUGAUGAGAAAGAAAAAAAACAGUUUUUUAUAUCAGAUGGAAUAUUUAUUUAUAAGAAAAGUAAUGACAAUAACAACAAUAAUAAUGCAGAGGUUGUAGGUGUUGAAAUUGUACCUUUAGAAUAUUUAGAUAAAAACAAAACGAUUAAAGUUUUACAGCAAUUGUGUGCAAUAAAUGACACUACUGAUGACAAAUGGAGAAAAAUCAAAACUAUGUUGGGAAAAGAGUUGUGUUCUUCAAUUCUUAGAAUUACUUCAUAA
This is a messenger RNA of Plasmodium gallinaceum, 465 nucleotides long. RefSeq names its product mitochondrial ATP synthase delta subunit, putative. The transcript has 3 exons. The coding region runs from base 1 to 465 and encodes 154 amino acids. Gene Ontology annotation, molecular function: proton-transporting ATP synthase activity, rotational mechanism. Gene Ontology annotation, biological process: proton motive force-driven ATP synthesis. The record is from RefSeq and is a predicted model, not a curated record. NCBI's taxonomy places the organism in Eukaryota, Apicomplexa, Aconoidasida, Haemosporida, Plasmodiidae.